Messenger RNA from Rotaria sp. Silwood1, 3252 nucleotides. The record is from the annotation of a GenBank genome assembly. Lineage: Eukaryota; Metazoa; Rotifera; Eurotatoria; Philodinida; Philodinidae.
AUGACAACAAAAAUUCAAUGGAAACGUCUUGAUGCAGCAAUCGGUUCAAAUCCAAAACCACGUCAUGGACAUCGAGCAGUAGCUGUCAAAGAUUUAAUUAUUAUAUUUGGUGGAGGUAACGAUGGUAUUGUUGAAGAUCUCAAUGUUUUCAAUUGUGCUACAAAUCAAUGGUUUCAACCGUUAACCAAAGGUGAUAUACCAACAGGUUGUGCUGCAUUUGGUUUUGCUACAGAUGGUUCAAGAAUUAUUGUUUUUGGUGGUAUGAUUGAAUAUGGAAAAUAUUCAGCAGAUCUUUGGGAACUUAAUCCAAUAACAUGGCAAUGGAAAAAAAUAAAAGCACGACCACCAAGAACAUCUUCAUUACCAUGUGCACGACUUGGACAUACACUGACAUAUGUUGACGGAAAAUAUUAUCUUUUUGGUGGUUUAGCUAAUGAUAGUAAAGAUCCUAAACAGAAUGUACCCAGAUAUUUAAAUGAUCUGUAUACACUUGAAUAUAAAAGUAAUAAUUAUUCAUGGGAACAACCAAUUAUUCGUGGUAUGCAACCCAUUGAACGUGAAUCUCAUUCGUGUGUUUCAUAUCGUGGACAAAUUGAAAAUCGAACAAAAUUAAUUAUUUAUGGCGGAAUGAAUGGCCAUAGAUUAGGAGAUAUUUGGAGUUAUUAUCUAGAUCUAUCACAAUGGACACAGAUCACUGCUUCUGGUCUAGCACCACAACCACGUAGUCUUCAUUCAUCUGUUGUUAUUGGUCAUCGUAUGUUUGUAUUUGGUGGUUGGAUACCGUUAGUUUCUUCAGAUAAAAAUGAACAAAAUGUUAAUGAAAAAGAAUGGAAAUGUACAAAUACAUUAGCGUCAUUUAAUUUAGAAACAAAUACAUGGGAACUUCUUGGACAAGAAUGUGUUGAUGAUAAUAUUCCACGAGCACGUGCUGGUCAUUGUGCUGUUGCUGUUAAUGCAAGAAUGUAUAUAUGGAGUGGAAGAGAUGGUUAUCGAAAAGCUUGGAAUAAUCAAGUUUGUUGUAAAGAUUUAUGGUGUUUGGAAACAUCAUGUCCAGGUGAACCAGAAAAAGUACAAUUACUAAAAGCAGGCAUUGGUAAUUUAGAAGUGUCAUGGAAUCCACUUCCAACAGCGGAUUCUUACAUUUUACAAAUUCAACGUUUCGAAGCUCCAAUUGAGCAACCACCUCCAGCUCCUUCGAUUACAUCUCAAACAUCUAUAAACCCACCCUCUAUACCAUUACAAUCUAUAUCUGCUUCAUUAUUUGCUUCUAAAAGUCCUCAAUCAGUUUUAGCGUCAUUGAUUCCAACGUUUUCAAAUGAACAACAACCACUAAGUGCAUCUGUUUCUGCAAUAAAUGAUGGCGAUACAAAUGUUGAUCAAUGUCUUUCAUCGUCGACACUAUUAAACAAGUCUACAUCAGAUUUACUUUCAUUAGCUCAUUUAUCAUCAUCACAAACAUCACUUUCGUCCCCUAUGAAUACCGUUAAUUCACAAACAUUACCAACUGUAUCACAAUCUUCGAACAGUACUAUAAAUACCACAUUACUCUUUCAAAAACCAACAUCAACUAAUAUUUCUUCUCAUUCUACACAAAAUAUUCGUUCAACAACACCAUCGAAUAUUCAAUUUGUUAAUGCAUGUUCAAAUUCAACUGUUCGUCCAAUAAUUUUUCAUCAAAAAACGGCAACAACAUCAACACAACCACAACUUCUUACUGUUAUGCCAGCUGGUGUUCGCGUUCAGCAACUAACACCUGUUGUACGUGCUUCAUCAACACAACCAACAACAAUUGUUCGAUUAAUGUCACCAACAACAUCAACGGUUCGAUCAACGACAGGACAACAACAAUUUAUACAAUUAAAUACAAAUAAACAACAACAACCAUUAGUUAUUAAAGCUAUUACGACAUCAAAUCGACAACAACAACCUAUUUUAUUAACAACUAAUACACAACAAAAAACAAUUUUACCUCAAACACAACAACAAGUUUUAGUUCUUAAUCAAAAUACAUUAAAUAAUAAUCAAGAACAAACAUCAAAACUUACAUUAUCAAUGGCAAAUAUUGAUCAAUCUAAUUCUACUAAUAUUAAUCAUUCUCAACAAACACCAACAAUCGAUAAUACAAUGCCACAACUUGAUGGAUGUAAUUCAGUAGAAACUUCUUCUCAACAUAUAAAUACUAUAACAACUGUUGACAAUAUAUUAGAGAUAUUACAAAAACAAAUUUCUCUAAAGAAUCAUUGUGAAUUUAUUCCACAAAUUGAUGGUAUUAUUGAUGAUCAACCUCUACAAAAUGGAACCUCAUCUGGUAUGUUCAAGAAAAGAAAAAGUUCAAAACAUAAAAGUAAUUAUCUUUUUAUUGCAGUUUUACAAAGUUCUUCGAGUCCAACACCACAGCAAACUACUAUAGUGAAUAUAGGUUCUCAACAAUCAUCACAUAAUCAUGAAAUUUCUCAGGCAACAAUGUCAAAUGAUAAUACAAAAACUGAACCAACAAAUGAUGUAAAACCAUCAGAAAAUGAAGACGAUAAUAGUUGGCAUUUAGUUGGAACAUUUAAAACAACAACAGUUGAUAUUAAACAUUAUUAUGUUGUUCCUCCACAAAUUAAUAUUGAUAAUUAUGAUCUUCCUUCACUUCAAUUUCAAAAUUUAGUUAAAAAAGUUAAUCUUGAACCAGGUGUUAUUUAUAAAUUACGAAUAGCAGCAGUCAAUUCAUGUGGACGAGGACCAUGGAGUGAAGCAGCAGCAUUUAAAACAUGUUUGCCCGGUGCACCACCAGCACCAUCAAAUAUUAAGAUAACUAAAACAUUGGAUGGUGGUGCUCAUUUAACUUGGGAUGCUCCAUCGAAUGCUUCAUGUUUAAUAACUGGUUAUGCUGUUUAUUUAGCAGUUAAAAAUACAGCAACAGAUAAUACAGUGCCACGUCAACAUCAACAACAAGUAUCACAAAUGGCUUUUGUUCGUGUUUAUGGUGGUGCAUUAGCUGAAUGUUCUGUAAAUGCUGGUCAACUUCUUCAAGCACAUCUUGACAUAAGUUCAAGUAGUAAACCAGCUAUUAUAUUUCGUAUAGCAGCACGUAAUGAACGUGGAUAUGGACCAGCAACACAAGUACGAUGGUUACAAGAUCAACAAAUACCAUAUCAUAAUGCAACGGCAAACAACUCUUUAAAACGAACCUCCUCAAAUACAAAUUCAGCAGGAAGUAAAAAACAACGAUUAGCACCAGCUGGAGGAGGACCAAAUGAUGCAUAA